CAUAAAAAUCCAAGAUGUCUCGAGGAACAAGCACUGGUUUUGAUCGACAUAUUACUAUUUUUUCACCUGAAGGAAGGCUUUAUCAAGUCGAAUAUGCAUUUAAAGCUAUAAACCAGGGGGGGCUCACCAGCGUUGGUGUUCGGGGAGCUGACUCAGCGGUUGUGGUGACUCAAAAGAAAGUGCCGGAUAAAUUGUUGGAUGCCUCAACUGUGACUCAUUUAUUUGAAAUUACGGAAAGAAUAGGCUGUGUAAUGACAGGCCUAAUUGCUGAUUCCAGAUCUCAGGUGCAACGAGCACGUCAAGAAGCCGCAGCCUGGAAGUAUAAGAACGGCUAUGAUAUUACAGUGGAUAUGCUGUGCAAAAGGAUUGCAGAUAUCUCUCAAGUAUACACACAGGAUGCUGGAAUGAGGCCUUUAGGAUGCACAAUGAUGUUGAUUGGUAUAGAUGAUGAAUUGGGUCCACAGUUAUAUAAAACAGAUCCUGCUGGCUACUACUCAGGGUUUAAGGCCUGUUCUGUUGGUGUCAAACAAACGGAAGCAAACAGUUUCUUUGAAAAGAAAAUGAAAAAGAAACCAAACUGGACACAAGAAGAAACUAUUCAGAUGGGUAUAAGGUGUCUUUCAUCUGUUUUAUCAAUUGAUUUUAAACCUUCAGAAAUUGAGGUUGGCAUCGUCACAACAGAUGAACCUAGAUUUAGACCACUAAAGGAAUCAGAAAUUGACAGUCAUCUGGUAGCAAUUGCUGAAAAGGAUUAGACUAUGUAGAAAAAGAAAUUUUGAAAACAUUAUAAUAGCUAAUAUGUUGUACGUAAUGAAUUGUAAUGUAUUGUAAAAGAAGGAAUACAAUACUGUAUGUGGCUUUGUGGUUAACAAGGUUACGGUUAUAGUAGACUGAUCAGACACACCUCUUUUAGUAUGGUUAGUCAUGGCUAUUCUUGCUGGUGUUACAUAGGGGUCAAC
Molecule: messenger RNA, 959 nt
Organism: Dendronephthya gigantea
Lineage: Eukaryota; Metazoa; Cnidaria; Anthozoa; Malacalcyonacea; Nephtheidae
Product: proteasome subunit alpha type-6-like
Exons: 7
Coding region: 15-755 (246 amino acids)
Biological process (GO): ubiquitin-dependent protein catabolic process
Cellular component (GO): cytosol; proteasome core complex; nucleus
Source: RefSeq, a predicted model, not a curated record